Molecule: messenger RNA, 1482 nt
Organism: Ostreobium quekettii
Lineage: Eukaryota; Viridiplantae; Chlorophyta; Ulvophyceae; Bryopsidales; Ostreobiaceae
Source: the annotation of a GenBank genome assembly
CACACUCUACGCCGCGUGCUGAUGCCUCUGCUUCCACAGCUCAUGGUUGCGCCCAUCAAGGAGCAGCACCCCAACUCAGAGGCCACAGCGCCUGGGGUCUCCGAGCCACAGGUGCCUGGCAAUGUGGCAAAGCACUUCAAUGCGAGGGGCGGCAAUCCAAUGGGUCUGCCAGCCAAGCGUGGCUGGAGGGAGCCACAACCCACUUCGGCCUUAGAGUGCACUGCCUCCAAACAAAUUGUUGCGGAAACAGAUAUGAAAGGGAAGGCCGAUGGUUAUGGCAGGAGUAGAACAGCCAGCACAUCUGGAGUAGAGGCAGGGUGUUCAUCUGCUCCACUGUCAGCGGGUGAUGCAGGAAUGGCUGUCCAGGAGGUAUCAAACACUGUGUGGGGGCCCCAUAGUGGGCCGCUAACCCCAGGAGGGUUUGCAAAGCAUCAUCAGGACCAGCACUUGGAAGCUGCAGGACAGCCAGGAACCUUGGAUGCUCCCAGUGCGAUGGAAACUGAGGCCAUGCCCGAAGAUGCCGAGAUGCCCCAGGUAGUGCCUGGGCAGCUCAGUAGUGACCAGCAGCCCGUCGAGCAGCCUGUGCAGCUGUUUGCCAACGACACUCCAAGGCAGCACAGGCGACGAGCCUGCAGCGUCCCUGAGGCAUCACCUUCCAGCUUUGUCCUGAAGAACGUGCACAAGCCUGUGGACCAGCGGGAAGCGUUUCAAAGGCUGGUGCACGAGCUGCAGGCUGAACCAUCUGUGAGCACAGUGCAGAGACUGGGGCGGUGUGCGUGCGAUCUGAACAAGGACGUCUGGGCUGAAACUCUGGCGCAGGUUGUGUUGUCGCUCCUCUCCCUGCUGUCCAGUGAGGACGAGUCGAUGAGGGAGCAAGCGCUCAUUGCUCUGCGUGAGGUCAUCGUCCACCAGGCAUCCCUUCUCCCAUCUUCCUUGGCGAAAGAGGUCAUUCUACGUGUGCUUGCAUGCCACAAGGACAGGGUUGGUUUGGUCCGUAUGGCUGCCGAUCAAGUCAUGGAAGAGCUGUGCCAACGGGUGGACCCUGGCCCCACUGUUGACACCCUCUCCGGAGCCCUGGCAUCUGCAACUGAGACCAGCCAGACAGUUGCGGGAAUGGCAAAUGCUGUUGCUUGCUGCAUUGUGAACAACACAGCCAGGGUGCUCAGGCGCAGCAGCGACUUUGCGGUCUCGAAAGCGCUGCAGACCAAGCUGAUGAGCGGCCUCCUUGCAGCGUACAACAGCUCCUGGGUGGACGUCAGGAAGAGUGUGGUGUACUGCUUGGCAGAAUUGUGGAACAGGCUGGGAGAAAGGAUGUCUCCUGAGUUGGCUGCGUUGACGCCUGCUCAGACAGCCCUCGUUAAGCUGUAUGCUGACAAGGUGAAGCAUAAGAACAAGGAGAAUGCAAAGCCAAGCAGCCCCCGUCCCGGUUCACUGCAGAGUUUGGUGUUGGCGUCGGCUCGGAGCACUCCAGGGGCUCAAUGA